UUAAGUCAUUCAGUGCGGAGGCGAGCUCACCAGUCGAGCGGCAUACGUAGCCGGGGUCAGGUUUCGUCAUACGUUGAUUUAGUCACGCAAAAUGAAGUUCGCCGCAGUGUUGUUCGUUGUGCUCGUAGCUGUAAUUUGUCUCGGCCAGUGCAAGGAUCUGAUAACUGGCACCAGCUUCAACAACAGACUCAUCUGGCAGCAGAAGGUCGAGUACAAUGCUAUCCCUCUCAAGAAGAGGGUCAAAGAGGUGUUCUACUCCGACGCUGGCCAACAAACUAUCAAGGGUGUGAUCGCGAGGGAUCUUGACCACACCGAAGGCAGCGCCUCCAUCACCGCCGGAGGGCCCGGCAACUCCUACGUCAACGUCAGGUUCAAGAGCGAGAGGGGAUCCGGACUCAACUACCAACUAGAAAUAUACGUAUAAUCAAUCACCAAAAUCACCGCCAAAAUUAUGCACAAAAAAUUAAAUUCUGGCCAUUGCAUUUAAAUUUAUCUUUCAAUGUUUUAUUCAUGGUUUCCACCCUGCCACAGGGAGUUGUAAAGGGCAGUAAUUCAAUUAUUCGUUUGAAUGUUUCAGAACCAGAAUAAGUAGAUUAACGUCAAAAAUAAAGUCUUUAUGGUGGUUUAAAAAUAAACAGCCGAGCAGGAUAUUACGCUCCACGAUUUCAUCCAUUGUAUGUUAAUAAAAACACCUGAUUUGUUACACCUCAGGUUUUUCAUUAAUGGAGGAUGAAUUUCAAAACAUUAUUUCCAAAUUUCCUCUUUUUGCAGCCUACUUUUUGUUAAUAAGUUUACUUAUUUA
Messenger RNA from Ostrinia furnacalis (Asian corn borer), 802 nucleotides. Its product is annotated as probable salivary secreted peptide. The coding region runs from base 92 to 424 and encodes 110 amino acids. The transcript has 2 exons. The record is from RefSeq and is a predicted model, not a curated record. Lineage: Eukaryota; Metazoa; Arthropoda; Insecta; Lepidoptera; Crambidae.